GAUCCAGAGGAAGAGGAGAGCGAGCUCGACGAACGCGACUUUGACGAUCUGCGGGUUGAGGACGAAGACUGGGAGAUGGCAGAAAGAGAUUUUACGAAACAAUACAAUCGGCUGAGACAACAUGUCGCAGUUCGCACUGGUAACGUGCAGGGGAUCGUAUCAAAUGCUCCGUCAACCUCUGUCACUACGGCCACAUCUUCUUCAGGCAGCGUUCAUGUAGCCUCUCUCCCCGCAGUGAACCGGCCGAGGAAUGUGGAUGUCACCAAACAGCGAGACAAGACCGCUGACCAGCUCGCUGCGCUCUCGAAAUAUUCGUCGCGCAUCUCAAACAUCGACUUGCCCUAUCAAUUGGGUGUCGGGGUGAACAGGAAAGGUCCAAGUGCCACCGCCAACAUGAAGGACAAAUCGGACCGUGCAACGACCGAACAGGUACUGGACCCGCGGACGAGGGUCAUUUUGUACAAGAUGAUCGGCCGUGGCCUGAUCCAGGAGGUCAACGGCUGUGUCAGCACAGGUAAAGAGGCGAAUGUUUACCACGCCGUAUCACCUACAGGGGAACACCUGGCGCUCAAGAUUUAUAAGACGUCCAUCCUGGUCUUCAAAGACCGAGACAAGUAUGUCUCUGGCGAGUACCGAUUUCGACGCGGGUACUCGCGGCACAACCCGCGCAAGAUGGUGAGGGUGUGGGCCGAGAAGGAAAUGCGAAACCUCAAGCGGUUGGCAGCGGCAGGACUACCGUGCCCACGAGCCGUUGAAGUCAGGGAGAACGUCCUAGUCAUGUCGUUCUUGGGGGACGAGGAAGGAUGGGCAUCUCCGCGGCUGAAAGAUGCAUCUAUACCAUCGGCGGAUUAUCCGGCCCUCUACUCGGAGAUCGUUUUGGCCGUCCGCACGCUCUUCCAUAAAUGCAAACUGGUGCACGCUGAUCUAUCUGAAUACAACAUUAUCUAUCACAAAUCGCAUCUCUACAUCAUCGACGUUUCUCAGAGCGUCGAGCACGAUCAUCCGCACGCGUUCGACUUCCUACGAAACGACCUGAAAAACGUCGAAGAAUAUUUUGGACGCGCUGGCGUGAAGACGCUUGGGCUGCGGAGAUCCUUCGAUUUUGUGACGCGGGAUCAGCUGGCGGAUGGUGCAGAGACGGAAGAGGUGGAGGUUUUGCACCAGUGGCUGGCAGAAGAGGUGAAAGAGGAUGAGAUCAACGAAAACGACGAGGAGGUUUUCAGAAAGUCGUAUAUUCCUCGGCGGCUCAAUGAGUUAUACGAUCCGGAGCGAGAUGUCGCGCUCGUGAAGGAGGGCGAGGGCGACAAGCUCAUUUACGCUGACAGCAUCGGGUUGGUGGACCCUGCGAAGGAGAAAAGGGUCGAGGGGAAGGGAGAGAAGGGUCAAGUUAGGUUUGAAGAUCAGUCAGGGAGCGAAGACGAAGACGAGGAAGAGGAAGGCGAGGAAGAGAGCGGGGAUAGCGAAGAGAAGCCGUCCGAGGAUCGCCGUCCACGCGGUCACCGACACGAGGACCGCGAGGCCAAAAAGGUGGCACCUUCGAUGUCCCGCCCGAUGCACGCUGACCACAUGCUGUAGGAGAGGAAGAAAGCGACGAAAGAGGAAGCCCGGG
This is a messenger RNA of Punctularia strigosozonata HHB-11173 SS5, 1609 nucleotides long. RefSeq names its product RIO1-domain-containing protein. Bases 76 to 1575 code for a protein of 499 amino acids. Gene Ontology annotation, molecular function: protein serine/threonine kinase activity; ATP binding. The transcript has 4 exons. Gene Ontology annotation, cellular component: preribosome, small subunit precursor; cytosol. Gene Ontology annotation, biological process: maturation of SSU-rRNA. NCBI's taxonomy places the organism in Eukaryota, Fungi, Basidiomycota, Agaricomycetes, Corticiales, Punctulariaceae. The record is from RefSeq and is a predicted model, not a curated record.